AUGGCUCCAUCCACGGCAACCGAUCUCUUCCAAUGUCAUAUCAAUACUUUAGGUUGCUUUCAAAUUACACCAAAGUUCGCGGGUGACUUCGCAACUCAUCAACUAAAGCUUGAUAAUAUACAGCUUCGCCUUUCCCGCUUGGGCGAAAUUGGUAUUGAUACGAUCGACAACGCUGAUAAUGACGCAAAUGAGGUGGAAAGAGUACUUGGCGAUAUCGGGGAUCGUAUAGAGCGUGCUAAACGCGAGACAUCAACACCAGAGAAUGAGAUAGGCAGGGACGUGGGAUCAAAUUUUCCGAGUGAUUUGAAGAAAAUUCGGAACCAGUUCAUGAAAUCCCUUGACGGCCGCAAAUUUCAAGCAUCCAAGGAUACUAAAAUCGAGAGGCGGGAUUUUGAGAAAGAGGAACUCUUGGACAACUUUAUAAAAAAUAUGUGCGAACUAAUGGAUGAUCUCGAAAGAACCAUCCCGGAGGCUAAACGUGAGGUCCUCCUUAAGCUCAGUGAUGAAGAAUGCAAAGGGUUGAGCAAGUCUAAUCUAGAGGAGCUCAAGCGGAUUCUUCAGGGAUGCGAUCCGUGGCUUGAGAAGUCUGUGGAUAAACAGCUGGAAGCUAAGGACAAAGGGAAUGUCAUCAAACAGUCUCGCAAUCAAGGUACGACAAUUGGGGUACAAUAUGGCGACAACAAGGGUAUUACCAACGGUGAUAACAACAGGCAACGAAUGGCCUUCAACUAA
Messenger RNA from Daldinia childiae, 732 nucleotides. RefSeq lists its product as uncharacterized. The record is from RefSeq and is a predicted model, not a curated record. The coding region runs from base 1 to 732 and encodes 243 amino acids. NCBI's taxonomy places the organism in Eukaryota, Fungi, Ascomycota, Sordariomycetes, Xylariales, Hypoxylaceae. The transcript has a single exon.